Penicillium griseofulvum is the source of this 1617-nucleotide messenger RNA. RefSeq names its product putative MFS sugar transporter protein. The transcript has 2 exons. Gene Ontology annotation, biological process: transmembrane transport; carbohydrate transport. The record is from RefSeq and is a predicted model, not a curated record. Lineage: Eukaryota; Fungi; Ascomycota; Eurotiomycetes; Eurotiales; Aspergillaceae. Gene Ontology annotation, molecular function: carbohydrate:proton symporter activity. The coding region runs from base 1 to 1617 and encodes 538 amino acids. Gene Ontology annotation, cellular component: membrane.
AUGGCCAAUUCGGAUACUGCCUACGUGGAGGCCGACAUGGGCAAGAACGGGGAUCUGGAAUAUAUUGAGGAGGUUGCCCUGGCACGAGUGACAGAGGAGGACCUGUGGAAGAUGUCGAAGGAUUCUCUGUCUCUAAAGUCGAUGACCGGCUUCCGUCUGUUUCUCAUCAUGUUUAUUCAUGGUUGUAAUCAAGCUGGCUUUGGAAUCGACUGGGGUGUCAUCGGCGGUAUCAAUGCUAUGCAAAAGUGGCACGACUACUUCGGUUUCGGGAGCAGUGGUGGUACAUACGGAUUGGUAAAUGCUCUGAUGCAAAUCGGUACCGUCUGCGGAGCUCCUUUCAUGGGUUUGGCCGACGUGUUUGGUCGUCGUGCAAUCAAUUUCGGCGGCAACGCCUUUGUCAUAUUCGGGGCACUCAUGCAAGGCCUUGCCGUGAACCUGCCGAUGUUCAUGGCUGGGCGCUUCUUCCUGGGCUUUGGCAGUGCGCUCAUGUCAAGCUCUCAGUAUAUUGGCGAAAUCUCGCCGAUCCACUUGCGUGGUGUUAUGGUCGGCUUUUUCGGCGCAUGUUUCCAAGUUGGUAGUCUUGCUAUGCUUGGUGCCAUGAUUGGACUCACCGAGUUGCCUGGCAAUAACUCCUGGCGUGUUCCCCUCAUUCUUGAGUGUUUAUUCCCUGCCAUUGUCUGUUUGGGGAUCUACUUUUUGACUCCGGAGUCACCCCGUUAUUAUGUGUUGAAGGGCAACCGCCAAAAAGCCAAGGAAAUUGUCGCCAAAUAUCACACCACUAGCGCCGACAUCAAUGAGCCCCUUGUCGAAAUUGUUGUGAAACAGAUUGAGGAAUCUCUCGAGGCCGACACGACAGGAUACAGAGCGUACUGGGACUAUCGGGUCUUCUUCACAAGAACGGCCCGUUACCGACUGCUUGUGUUGAUUUUGUACUCGCUCUUCCAGCAAUGGAACGGAGGUGGCAUCAUCACGUACUAUAUGACUCCUUCUUUACAGCAACUUGGCUUCCACAACGAGAAGAGCCUUCUCGGUUUCCAAAUUGGCACCACCGCAGUCUAUUUCGUCUUUACGGCCGUCGGCGCGCUUAUAGUCGACAAGUUCCGCAGACGAACCAUGAUCUUUGUGGGUCUCAUCAGCAUGAUUAUUUUCCAAACGGCUACGACGAUCACAUCGUGGCGGUACGCUGUGUAUCCCACUGUUGCGGCGGCGGCGUGUACCAUCCUCUGGAUCUUCCUUUACCAGACCUUCUCAGCGACAUUUGUUGCAACCAUGCACAACUUGUAUCCAAUUGAAAUUCUCUCUCUACCGCUUCGUGCCAAGGGAAUGGGCGUUUACAGUCUUAUCCAAGGUGGUGCCGGAGCCGCGCAGACUUACGGGAUUGGCGUUGGUAUCCAGAAGGUCGGGUAUAAGAUCUGGGUCGUGUACAUUGUAUACAACUCGAUCCAGCUCGUCUUGUCAUAUUUAUUCUUCCCGGAGACUAGCUCUCUGUCUCUGGAGGAGAUCAAUACUGUGUUCGAGACCCCGGGAGUCCACCCGGUGAAGAUGUCGUUGGAUAUUCAGAAGGCCAAGAAAGCUAGAGCAGCGGCCCGGGACGAGGAGGGUAGUAUUAAUCGAUGA